GUCAAGUCAGUACACAUCUCACAGGCAAUGGAUACACAGCAGAAUGGCUCGGUCCUGAAGGAGGGAUUUUUAGUGAAGCGGGGUCACCUGGUUUUAAACUGGAAAGCUCGCUGGUUUGUACUACUGCCAGAUAAGCUAAUGUAUUACAAAUACGAGGGUGGUAAAAAAGAUUCCUCUAAGCGUGGAACGAUUCCUCUGGCUGGAUGUGUGAUUACCUGUCCAUUCUUAGAGCAGGAAAACAGGCCGCUGGUUCUGAGGCUCCAGACACACACGUCGGAUGAGUACUUCCUGGAGGCCUGCUCACGGGAGAAGCGUGACGACUGGGCUGCCUGCAUCGGCGCAGCGGUGGAGAAGCUCCGCUGUGCUGAUGGUCAGUCUCCAGGCUCUGAGACCCCAGUCCAGCCACAACGCAAAGGGUCCAGCUCUCUCAAACUCCAUAACGUCAACCUCAGUGAGGUGGUGGACGCUAUGUAUGAUGUGCACAGUGGAAUCAAAAUGACCAGUCAAGUGGAACAUGGCAGUUCAUUCAGCAACUGCUUCACUGGUUCUGCAGUGGUGGACUGGCUGGUGUUCAUGCAGAUGGCUCUGACGCGGGUGGAGUCGGUGACGCUGGCUUCAGCACUGCUGGAGGAGGGCUACGUCAGGCCCAUUGGGGUGUGCAGUGUGGAGGCCCUGCGCAAUGUGGCCCUUGGCGAGCAGUUUCUGGACGACUCCACAGCCCUCUACAGCUUUUCUGAAAACUUCAAGAAGAGGGGCAGCGUGAAAGCUGAAACAUCUCUGUCAACCCUGGAGCUCAGUGGCAAAGUGAAGAAGAGAGGUUUCCUACUGAAACAGGGACACAAGAGGAAGAACUGGAAAGUGCGACUGUUUGUGCUGAGGGCAGAUCCAGGAUACUUACACUACUAUGACCCUACCAAGGAUGACCUCAACCCUGUGGGCGGCUUCUGUUUGCGGGGCUGCCUGGUCUCUGCUCUGAACGACAGCGGUGUGCCCUCAGGUGUGAAGGGGAAGGUCCAAGGCAACCUCUUUAAGAUCAUCACUCAAUCAAACAAAGACUACUACAUCCAGGCCCCAACCAAGCAGGAGGAGAUGGACUGGAUAGAGGCAAUCAAGCAGCUGACAUGAAAAUGACACUGUAGAAAAUGAACUCUAGUGUCGGACAGCACAAAGUACCCACAGAUACUUUUAGAGUAGAUGUCCAUUAUCAUUUCUGCUGUUGGAGGACGAUAUGAUUUAAUCUGUUGAACUUCUUUAUACUGUACAUUUUACAGUGACAAUGACUGCAUUCAAUGAAUGUUACAAGCAAUAUCAUGACACCUAAGCUACUGUCUAAAACUGACUUUUAUGUAGAUACUACUCAACUUAUCGUAAAUUAAAUUGUUUUCUUCAAUGGAAAAACUUGGUCCACUGGUAUCUGUGGCCUCUUUAUAAGAACAAAGAUACAUCUUACGGCUAAUUACACUGUCAUACUAAUGCAUCUAUACGUUAUACUCGGUGAGUAUAAUUAAUACCUGUUUCACACUUCGAAAACCACAAAACAUUGCAUGAAUACACAUACAGACAGACAGACAGACAGACAGACAGACAGACAGAUAGAUAGAUAGAUAGAUAGAUAGAUAGAUAGAUGCCAUCCAUGGUAUCAAACAUCACUAUGUGGACUUAUAGCCAACAUCAUUAUGAUUGACCUGUACAUGGUACACCUACGGACAUAUGAAUAGAACACACAGCAACUACCACAGAUUUGGAAAAAAGUUUGAGAUAUAUUUGCUCAUUUCAGUAUGAUUACAAUGUCAUUCCACUCAGCUCUGUACGUACAAAAUGAAUGAGCCAAUACAAGAAAUAACAUUCAGUGAUUACAUUUUA
This is a messenger RNA of Alosa sapidissima (American shad), 1863 nucleotides long. RefSeq names its product pleckstrin 2 (gene plek2). NCBI's taxonomy places the organism in Eukaryota, Metazoa, Chordata, Actinopteri, Clupeiformes, Clupeidae. Bases 28 to 1125 code for a protein of 365 amino acids. Gene Ontology annotation, biological process: actin cytoskeleton organization; intracellular signal transduction. The transcript is spliced from 9 exons. The record is from RefSeq and is a predicted model, not a curated record. Gene Ontology annotation, cellular component: plasma membrane.